Messenger RNA from Hydra vulgaris (swiftwater hydra), 2005 nucleotides. RefSeq names its product U3 small nucleolar RNA-associated protein 6 homolog. Gene Ontology annotation, biological process: maturation of SSU-rRNA from tricistronic rRNA transcript (SSU-rRNA, 5.8S rRNA, LSU-rRNA). The record is from RefSeq and is a predicted model, not a curated record. Gene Ontology annotation, cellular component: small-subunit processome; Pwp2p-containing subcomplex of 90S preribosome. Gene Ontology annotation, molecular function: snoRNA binding; protein binding. NCBI's taxonomy places the organism in Eukaryota, Metazoa, Cnidaria, Hydrozoa, Anthoathecata, Hydridae.
UUCAGUUUUUUAAAAAAAGUUACAUCACUUUUCAAAAGUUUUUCAAAAAUUUGCACAACCUCUUGAAACCUUGAUUUGAGUUUUGACUUUGUAACUAUAGAAAAUGGCUGAGGUUGUAUUUGAGAAGUUAGAAUCAAUGCUUCCUGAGCUGGAGGAGUUAGGAAAAGAAGAAGUAUUUUCCAAAGAAGAGAUUAAAAAUAUCAUUAAAAGACGAACAGAUUUUGAAUACAAACUUCAAAAAAGAAUUGUGGAAAAAAAAGAUAUACUCAAUUAUUUAGAAUAUGAAAUGAAGCUUGAUAAACUGCGGCAGAUAAGAUCAAAGCGUUUGAAAUUGAAGUUUCAUAAUCCUGCAUCAUUGUCGAUUUCUCGAAGACUUCAUUUAUUGUUUCAGAAAGGAUUAAUGAAGUUUGGGAAUGACUUACAACUAUGGCUUCAAUAUAUUGAAUUUUGCAAGUUAAAUAAGAGUACCCAUGCUAUUAGUUUAACUUUUGGUAAACUUUUGCAGCAACAUGGAAAAAAUCCAGAAGUUUGGUUAUUGGCUGCAAAUCAUGAGUUCGAGACAGCAAAAAAUGUUGAUAAUGCCAGAAUGCUGUUGCAACGAGGUUUAAGAAUGAAUAAAACUUCAGAAAAACUUUGGCAAGAGUAUUUUCGUAUGGAGUUGCUUCAUGUUGAAAAGAUUAAAAAGCGUAGAAAACUGUUGGGUAUUGAGGGAACUAUAACAAAGCAUACAAAUGAAGAAGAGCCUGAAAUGAUAGAAGAUUUUUUAGCUAACAAAACUGCAGAGAUCGUUUUUCAAAAUGCAGUAAAACAAAUAUCUGAUGUCAAUUUUUGCUUAUCGUUUUUAAGUAUAUCUCAAGAGUUUGAUGACACAGAAAAUUUGCAACAAUUAAUUCUUCAAAGCACCUUAGCACUUUUUCCAACCAGUGAAAUUAUGUUGGAUACCAUUGCCAAGCAAUCAUUAGUCAUGCUUCAAAAAAAGAGAAAUGAAGAGUUUGUAAAAGAUAAUGAUUGGAUAAAAGUUGAAGAUGAAGUUCAGCAAAAAUAUGAAGAGGCUGUUCAAAAAGUAAAUACCUCAUUAAUGUGGGAAAAGUAUGUUCGUACAUUUACUAAGUUAUUAAAUGAAAGUAGAAAUCAAGCUGAAGCAAAGCGACGUUACUUGAUACUUCAAAAAAUAUUUGGAAAAGCUGAAGAGCAAAAUCAAGCUUCAAUAGAUUUAUACUUGGUAUGGGCCGAGCUAUUUAUUGAUGUGGGUGAAACGCAACAAGCCUUAACUACAUUAUCCAGAGCACUUUCACUCCAUAAAAUGAGUUCAAGACUCUGGGUCAAGUAUUUGCUUGUUAAAUGUUCUUUGGGAGAUGAAUGGGAAGUAUUACAAAAAGAAUUUAAACGUGCGCUCAAUCUAGUUUCAAAAGACAGUGUUCCUAUAUGGCAAAUGUAUAUAGAUUUAGCUGUAUCAAGUAAUGCACCUGAAACAAAAACAAUCUUUGAAGAUUGUUUAAAGUCGUCAAAUGAAACAAAAAAAAUGUUUUCAGUACAAUACAUAAAAUGGGUUGAUCAAAUUGAAGGCUCAAAAGCUUUUCGAAAGUUAUCCUUAAGAAUGAUGAGUGAUGCUUCAAUGGAUUUUCUGAAAGAAUGCAUUCAGAUAGAAAGCAAAAAAGAUGCUCCUAACAUAAAAUAUAUACGUUCGAUCUAUCAAAAGAUGGCUCAUGAAUAUGGAAAAAAUUCUCUUGAUGUUUGGUUGGAUUAUAUUAACUUUGAAAAGCAAAGUAACAGCGAAAAUAUACAGCGCAUUACUGAUAUCUAUCUACAAGCAAAAAGAACGCUUGAUGGAAACUUAGUUGCUGAUUUUAUAGCAAAAUAUACCUUGGAAAGCAUGCCUAGUUCCAAUAGCUGAAGCUUUAACGACAUCUAAUUUCUAAAGAUAUAAGUAAAUAGUACUUUAACGAAAUAAUAAGUUUAUGUAAUAGCUAUUCUUUUGAUACAAUUUAUUUUUAUUUAGUUAGCA